CACUUCCUCACAAACGACCAUCUUGUGAUAUCUAAAGAUGACUGUCAUGUGCUUUUCUCAUUUCAUAAUAUUAAUCUAUGGUUGAGCAAUGAGGAAAGAGAAAACAUUCAUAAAGAUUCUGGUCUAUUUCCCCACUUACCCACUUCUCAUUGUGUGCUUUGAUCAAAUUAAAGGACUUAUAAAUGUCUGCUGUAGCUGUGUCAGAGGGCAGUUGAAAUGACAGGGCUGAGGGGAAAGUCCUGUGUCUUUUAUUUCUCUGCAUGUUUGGGUUUUUUUCUUCAGUUUCCUCAUUCAGUGAAAACAAUGCAAAUGUAGCUUGUCACAUGAAUGAUUUGAAGGCGUUGCGUGGGUUGCACCAAUAAGGAUUACAUUUUAACCUAAGGUUUAUCGAUUACUGCCAUAAUGGAGACUACUUGGACUGAUCCAGUCCAUUCAAUUGAGCUGAAGUCUUUCUUCAUAUCAGAGGAGUAUGGAUUUGUUCUUGAGGACCCUUUGACUGAACUCCCACACUGUUAUCAGCCAUGGAUGGAUAUAGCCAACAACCUUACACACCUCAUAAAGACUCAUCAACUCCGAGACCUGGUGAAAAAGAUGCCUCUUCUGAGCACACUCCAUCUCCAUGGAUACCGGCAGCUGAGGCUCGCUCACCUGGCCUUAGGUUUCAUAACCAUGGGAUACGUGUGGCAGGAGGGGCUUCACCAGCCAGCUCAGGCAUUACCCAAAGCCCUGGCUGUCCCAUACUGUAAUGUAUCUCAAGCUAUGGGUCUCCCACCCAUCCUGGUCUAUGCAGACUGUGUUCUGGCUAACUGGAGGCUCAAGGACCCAAGCCGACCAAUGGAAAUCGGAAACUUAGAUACCAUCUUCUCAUUUCCUGGAGGGGAGAGUGGUAAAAACUUUUUCCUGGUCUCCAUGUUGGUGGAAAAGAGUGCAAAUUCAGGAAUACAGGGUGUAAUUUCUGCAGUGAAUGCCAUGGUGACAUUUGAUAUAAGUAGUUUACAUAAGGCUCUUCAGAGAAUUACUUUGUCUCUCAAAAACAUGGAGGAGGCGUUUCGGAUCAUUCACAAUCAUGUAGACCCAAAAAUAUUCCAUGGGACGUUCCGAAUCUAUUUAUCUGGAUGGAGAGACAACCCGUUGCUGCCAGACGGUUUGUGGUAUGAGGGGGUCAGAGAGGAGCCUCUGCGGCUGUCAGGAGGAAGCGCUGCUCAGAGCUCCUCCAUCCAGAGCCUGGACACACUGCUGGGCAUUCAGCAUGAUCUGGACUCAGCAGGCUUUCUGAGGCGAAUGCGGAGCUACAUGCCCCCGUCCCAUCGGCAGCUGAUAGAGACUGUAGCCGCCAGCCCGUCUCUGCGCUCCUUCGUGCUGUCCAGUGCCGACCCCUCCCUCUGUCAGGCGUACAACACCUGCGUCUCUGCUCUGGUGGCACUACGGAGCUACCACCUCAACGCCGUGGCCAGGUACAUCACAGUGCCCAGGCAGAGGGGGCAAACAGGACCGGUGGCGGGCUGCCCAUUCCGUGGAGCGUGCGAGGGCCUCAGUGACCGCGGCACGGGAGGUUCCAACCCCAUGACAUUCCUGAAGAGCGUGCGAGACUGCACCAGAAAGGCACUCAUCACCCAACACGUGAGCCUAGCAGAGGCAUGAGGACACAUGGGAUGAUACAAUAGACUAUGGUACACUUGAUGAGUAAUAGCUAAGUGUUUGUUCAAAGCACCACUCUUUUCUGAGAUGAUUAUACCAAAACUAUAAAACCCAGUAGAGUGUUUAGGUGUAGUCUGUAUUAUUUGUAGUUAUCACUGAUUUAGACAUUUAUACUCUCAGUGGAUUCAUUUCAACUCAUGAUUAUAAAUGUAUAAAAGUAGUAAUGGCAUUAAUGAUGUUGUUCAGUAAGGGUUCUCAUGGCUCAGCUGUCAACAACCAAAUGUAAUGUUUAUGUUUAUGUUUACAUUAAUAUCAUCAACAACUCUCCAUCCACAUACCCAUUUUGUGACUAAGUUGUUCUGAAUCAUUGUUACAGUUUGUCACUUUGGUGCAUUUCUCAAAUCACAGUGAACAUUUGCACAACAGUGCAUCUCAAAACAAUUUUACAGUUUAUGCCUUAAUAAGCAAAUAUUUAUGCCAAUGAAACAGUCAGUGCAAUCAUAAUGUCAUUGUUUAUGUCAAGAUAGUCAAAGUUUUGUCUUGUUGUCAAUAUGACAGUUUACUCUGUAAGUAUUUUGUAAUGAACAAUGUGCAUUAGAAAAUAUUUUCUAUUUCAAUUGUUGACAAACAUUCUAUUGUUGACAAACAUUGGGACAGUAUAAAGAAAACAAAGGCUUUUACAGCAUUGUGCAAAUGAAAAAUACAGUAAAACUCCUCUUGGUCAGAGCUGUGCACCUCUGUAUCUUUCUGUACAUUAUGACGUUCCUUUCUGUCAGGUCACAUGCUAGACAGACUAUGACAACUAGUUAUGACAAAUAGUAACACAUUUGCAUGUAAUGACACAAGCAAUGAAAUAAGGCCAAUUUGUUUUAUGGGGUAAACAAAUGGGGUAUUCAGCAAGGAACCAGUAUAGUGCAUUUUGACCAACAUGACAUUAGCUAUUGAAAAGAAGAAGAAAAAAACAGCAGACAUUUGUACAAAAUCAGUUGCAUGGAUGUACGAAAGCACUGCUGUUUGGAGACUGGGAGAAACUGCUUCAAUGAUGUGCACAAGUGAGGAGAUGGAGUUUGAACAAACAGUUUUGAGAAUUGCCAUUCUGAUCUGAGAAAUGCACCAAAGCAACUGAGAAAACUAAUGUUGAGGAAACCAAUUCAACUCAGCUCAGAAAUGUCAUGUGUUUGCACGAACACAAGAGGUCAGUAGUGUGUUAGUUACAUAGAACAAGUUCACAAUCCUGUUUAACCGUUACUGGUGGCUGAAGAUCCAUAGCAAUGUUUGCAGGUGUCUGGUGAAACCCGAUGCCUAUUCUAAAAGCACUCAUCACUUUUUAUUAGUAUUAUUUUCAUUCCUUUGAUGGUCAUGCAUAAAAGGAAAAGAAGAGGAAGAAUCAUUUGAUUAUAUUGAAAUUAAAAUAU
Molecule: messenger RNA, 3053 nt
Organism: Alosa alosa (allis shad)
Lineage: Eukaryota; Metazoa; Chordata; Actinopteri; Clupeiformes; Clupeidae
Product: indoleamine 2,3-dioxygenase 2-like
Exons: 11
Coding region: 403-1641 (412 amino acids)
Biological process (GO): 'de novo' NAD+ biosynthetic process from L-tryptophan
Cellular component (GO): cytoplasm
Molecular function (GO): metal ion binding; heme binding; indoleamine 2,3-dioxygenase activity
Source: RefSeq, a predicted model, not a curated record